This is a messenger RNA of Pungitius pungitius (ninespine stickleback), 3078 nucleotides long. It is a transcript of the gene tmem178bb, whose product is annotated as transmembrane protein 178Bb. Lineage: Eukaryota; Metazoa; Chordata; Actinopteri; Perciformes; Gasterosteidae. The coding region runs from base 2001 to 2885 and encodes 294 amino acids. The record is from RefSeq and is a predicted model, not a curated record. The transcript is spliced from 4 exons. Gene Ontology annotation, cellular component: membrane.
UCUUAGUUUUAUUUUUUCAUACAUUCAACAGUUGGCCAGGUGCAUAGGAUGAUAUAUAAGAAGGCCCAGCACAGAUUAAACCACAGAUGGAACCAGGUAUGUGAAAGUUCAAAUGUAAACGUUUUUUCCACCUCUAUUUGUUGAAACGGCGUCUACGUUCAGAACACAUUUUAACAUUAUUUUAAACAUGGAAAUGUUUGUGCUACAUCAUUAUUUUAGACGUUAACAAAGAUGUUCACAGCCAAUAUGGCAAAUCACAAAUGUGGUCUAAACGUAGAAAUUAUCACUUUUGAACCAAUUUUCAUCGUCGCCCAAAGACAUCUUCUAAGGCCUUAAACAAGGGGAAAAUAAACUGUGGAAUUAAAACAGCAGAAAAACAACAUGAAGCAGUUGGUUUACAUUUAUGUCUGUUUGUUUUGUGUUUGUAGCCCAAUAAUUUAAAACUUUGAAUAGAUUUUUAACAAGAUCCGGCUUUGUGUUAAACCCUCAUUUAUAGAUGUUUCAAAACCCUUGUAUGUAAACACCCUCUGGUUCAUCACCAGGGGUCCGUUCCAAGAAGCAGGUUUAGUGGAAACUCAGAGUUUGUUAACCCUGAGAUGAGGGAAACUCUGGGUUAUCUGUUUCAAAAAGGGAGGUAACUAAACCUCAGGGUCAGUUGCUAUGGUAACUGAGUCUGCCUAACCUGGUCGGGAGCAGGUUUUCUUCAAUAAACCUUGAGUUUCUUUCACAGUCUCCUCCCACUGACACCAGCCCAGCCAAUGACAGAGCACUCUCAUUUCCUUAUUCAUUCAAUUACGCGUAUUUUAGCCCAGUUUCCACAUAUGAACAAAAUAAGAUUGUUUAUGACAUCUGUUACAUUAAAGACUUAAGUCAGUAUCAUACUUUACAGUUUUUGCUUUUAACAUGCAGCAACUUAUUUGGGCCCUCCUGUUUACACACCACAACUGAAUUCUGCUUUUCCCGUAUCCAAUUUGUAUUUAACCCCCUUAGCUUAAAAAUGAUAUAUUCAAUAUGAAAUGGGAAAGGCAAUAAUAUUGUAUAAGUACAGCAACACACAUUAAAUAAUCUGCAAUGUUUUUUUUGUCCAGGUAAAGUUAAGGUGCAGCAUGCUCCAAGCUUGCCUGCUAAUUAGCAAACUACCUGCAUUGACGCUAACUAACAUUUAGUUUACUAGAAAGAGGAGCCUAGAGCCCCUAUCAAGUGGACAGCACAAGUAAAAUAAAUACUGCUUAUAGUUUGCUUCAUUAAACACUACUUAUUUAGUACAGAGUGUAUGGAAAGUAUUCAGACCCCUUUACCUAUUUUUACUCUUUGUUACUUUGCAACCAUUUGCUAAAAUCAGAAAAGUUAAUUGUAUUUAACCUUAUGUUACAACAGAACACGUUGUCAACAAAUUGCCAUUUUUUGACACAUGGAUGUUGGAACCACAUUUUGAUGCUGCAAUAAGCUAAUUUAGACCUUUUAGACCUCAUUGAAACGCUGAUGCUCAGGAGGAACAGAAAGACUCCUCAUCUCUGCGGCCUUCUCUUCCGAUCUAACGGGGAAGCUGCCUGUGGUUGAGCCUUCUAGAGCCGCCUCUCGGCUAAGGUGCUGCGCUCUGUAGACACAGCAGACAUUUAUAAGCUCGUCCUGUCGCGUGAGUCGCAAUGUGUCACUGUUUGGUGGGGCAUUAUGACAUUAUUUUUUUGGGGUUAUCUGUCUAAGUGACAUUGGCUGCUCUUGGAGUAAAACCCUGAAAGCCGAUGUGUUUUGUAAUGUUGAUGUCGCCCAGGACGGACGGAUGGAUGCUUAUAUGAGAUAAGCGUCGUCCUCCCAUUCUCCACCACCACCCUGCUGCAGCGCCGAGAACCAUCCAGAACACCGGAAUACAGGGAUUUAACAUUUGAUUUGGCCAGUGAGCCCACUUUUAUUUCUAUAUAUCCACACAAAAGGGAUGUGAGCUAAACUCGCGGAGGAGCUGUUUCGUGCGUCGACGCGCCGAUGCUCUGCCAGAAGUGAGCAUGGCCACCGGGAAGUUACUGCUCUAUGCCGGGCUCUCUCUUUCCCUCUGCGCCCUGGCCAUGCUGGCCGUGGCGAUGUGGUCCGACCACUGGUACGAAACGGACGCCAGGAGGUACAGGGAGCGGUGCCGAAGCUUCUCCAGCCGCCGCAAGGACCCGGGCUUCAUCUACAUCCCCAACAACAGCCUGCCGCUGCGGGCCGGCCGGAGCAGCGCGCCCCGCGGGGAGGGGAAGCUGCUGCUGGCCCGGAGUCGGAGGCAGCUGUUAGCCGUCAGCGCCGCGGAUGAGUGCAGCAGGCGGUACAACUCGACCAACACGGGGCUGUGGAGGAAAUGCCACCGGCUCGGCUUCGACCAAGAAAUGGACGACCACAUCCGGAAAGGUUCCAUUUUGAGAUGCUCCUACGUCAAGUAUCACUACUCAUCCGGUACAAUACCCAAAAACCUCUCCUUCAACAUCACCAAGACAAUAAGGCAGGAUGAGUGGCACUCACUCCACUUAAGGCGAAUGACCGCAGGGUUCAUGGGCAUGGCGGUGGCCAUCAUCCUGUUUGGUUGGCUCAUUGGCGUGCUCGGCUGCUGCUGGGACAGAGGUCUCAUGCAGUAUGUGGCUGGCCUCCUCUUCCUCAUGGGAGGAACUUUCUGCAUAAUCUCCCUUUGCACCUGUGUUGCCGGGAUAAACUUUGAGCUGUCACGUUACCCUCGUCACCUAUACGGCCUAACUGAUGACAUUGGCCACGGCUAUGGCUGGUCCAUGUUCUGCGCCUGGGGAGGCCUCGGCCUCACCCUCAUCGCUGGAUUCUUCUGCACCCUGGCUCCUUCAGUCCAACCGAUACCCCGAUCCACCUGCUCCAAAUCCCGAUCGGAGAACGGCACUGUCUGCUAAAGAUGACAACUGUUGGAAGACUAACUGAAACCAGAUUGGCAACGACAAACUGGAAAACUAUUCCUUGUUUCCUUCCACUCGUCUCUAAAAUUAUAUGAAUCUCCACUCUCUUUUUUGAUUUGUGCGUUUUAAAAAUGGGUGUCUUGAUAAUAUGCUAUCAUGAAAAAACAAAAAAAAUAUCCUCAGAACUGUA